CCUUACUGGUUUUCCGCCGUAAUCACCCCGUCGCCGAUUCCGGCGAUUUCAUUCAUUCUCUCUUCAUCUUCUUCUUCCUCCUCACACAUUUCACACACACACACACACACAACCCAUUAACACAGAAUGAAGUUCCAAAUCGAAGACAUAACCGUCUACUUCCCCUACGACCACAUCUACCCUGAACAACACGCCUACAUGAUCGACCUCAAACGAGCCCUAGACGCCAAGGGCCACUGCCUUCUCGAGAUGCCAACCGGCACCGGCAAAACCAUCGCCCUACUCUCUCUCAUCACCAGUUACUCUCUCUCUAAACCUCUCAAACUCAUCUACUGCACUCGCACCGUUCACGAGAUGGAGAAAACCCUAGCCGAACUCAAACUCUUGCACAAGUACCAGAUCGAGUGUGUUGGACCGGCUGCUAAGAUGCUUGCCCUAGGGCUUAGUUCCAGGAAGAAUUUGUGUGUCAAUCCUGUUGUUGUUGAUAAGGAGAAUCGGGAUUCGGUUGAUGCGGGGUGUAGGAAGCUUACGGCUAGUUGGGUUAGGGCCCUUGCGGUUGAGGAUAGGAGUGUGCAGACGUGUGAUUGGUUUGAGAAGUAUGAGAGGGCCGGUUCGGAUGCGGUUUUGCCGCCUGGAGUCUAUACUUUGCAGGAUCUAAGAGCGUUUGGGAAGGAAAAAGGGUGGUGCCCAUACUUUCUAGCACGACAUAUGGUGCAAUUUGCAAACGUGGUGGUUUAUAGUUACCAGUAUUUGCUUGAUCCCAAGGUAGCUGGGAUUAUAUCAAAGGAAAUGCAGAGAGAAUCUGUCGUGGUGUUUGAUGAGGCUCAUAAUAUUGAUAAUGUGUGCAUUGAGGCACUGAGUGUUAGUGUAAGGAAGCAAACAAUUGAAGGUGCAACUCGAAAUAUCAAUAAGAUGGCUCAGGAGAUUAACAGGUUUAAGGCCACUGAUGCUGGUAGAUUGCGUGCUGAAUAUAAUCGCCUUGUUGAUGGUUUAGCACAAAGAGGGGACUUGCCAACUGGUGACACGUGGCUUGCAAAUCCUGCUUUACCUGAUGACAUUUUAAAGGAAGCAGUACCAGGAAACAUACGGCGAGCAGAGCAUUUUUUGUCUGUUUUACGCAGAUUAGUUCAGUACUUAAAAGGGCGUUUGGAUACAGAUAUCGUUGAAAAAGAGGGCCCACUUACGUUUGUUAAUGCUGUGAAUUCACAUGUUGGAAUUGACCAAAAAAUGCUGAAAUUCUGCUAUGAUCGUUUGCACUCACUUAUGCUAACUUUGGAAAUUACUGAUACCGAUGAAUUUUUGCACAUUCAAACGAUUUGCGACUUUGCAACACUUGUGGGGACAUACACCAGAGGUUUUUCAAUCAUAAUCGAACCUUAUGAUGAGAGAAUGCCUCAUAUUCCAGAUCCAGUUUUGCAGCUCAGCUGCCAUGAUGCUUCUCUUGCAAUAAAGCCCGUAUUCGACAGAUUUCAGUCAGUUGUGAUCACAUCUGGAACCCUAAGUCCAAUCGACCUCUAUCCUCGACUUCUUAAUUUCAAUCCAGUGGUUAGUCGAAGUUUUACCAUGUCGUUAACAAGGGAUUGCAUAUGCCCCAUGGUUCUCUCACGGGGAAGCGAUCAGCUUCCAGUUAGCACAAAAUUUGAUUUGAGAAGUGAUCCUGGAGUGGAAAGAAAUUACGGAAGGCUUUUACUGGAAAUGGUGUCGGUAGUUCCUGAUGGAAUUGUUUGUUUUUUUGUCAGUUACUCGUAUAUGGAUGCAAUUGUCAACAGUUGGAAUGAAACGGGAAUCUUGAAGGACAUUAUGCAACGAAAGUUGGUCUUUAUUGAGACACAAGAUGUCGUUGAAACAACAUUAGCACUAGACAACUAUCGUAAAGCUUGUGAUUGUGGUAGAGGUGCCGUCUUUUUCUCUGUUGCCAGAGGGAAAGUGGCAGAAGGUAUAGACUUUGACCGACAUUACGGAAGACUUGUAAUCAUGUUUGGGGUUCCUUUUCAAUACACAUUAAGCAAGAUAUUACUUGCUCGGUUAGAGUAUUUGCGGGAGACUUUUCAGAUAAAAGAAGGCGACUUUUUGACUUUUGAUGCAUUGAGACAAGCUGCUCAAUGUGUGGGACGAGUUAUCCGUUCAAAAGCAGACUACGGAAUGAUGAUAUUUGCUGACAAAAGAUAUACAAGACAUGACAAACGCUCCAAAUUGCCUGGAUGGAUUCUGUCUCAUCUGCGUGAUGCACACCUCAACUUGAGUACAGAUAUGGCGGUUCAUAUAGCAAGAGAGUUUCUGAGGAAAAUGGCACAACCAUAUGAUAAAACUGGUGGCGGAAAGAAGACCCUUUUAUCACAAGAAGAUUUGGAGAAGAUGAAUGGUGUUGAAGGAAUGAUGUUUUGAGGAACAAACAACUGGAUCAAGAUAUAGAAUCGGUUUACAACUGGAAAAGGUUUUGCUCGUUUUAUUACGAUUAUCAGUCCGUUUCGGAAGGGUGUGUUGUAUACUAGUCAUUUCCGAUCUUUAUCAAGUACUCGGUUUUUUAAACCUUUUUAUUUAAUCUAGUUGCUCAAUAACUCCUACAGUAUUUUUUUUACUAUAUUCUUUAGUCAAAGGGGCAUAUUGAAUAAACUA
Messenger RNA from Helianthus annuus (common sunflower), 2616 nucleotides. Its product is annotated as general transcription and DNA repair factor IIH helicase subunit XPD. Gene Ontology annotation, molecular function: ATP binding; DNA helicase activity; damaged DNA binding. Lineage: Eukaryota; Viridiplantae; Streptophyta; Magnoliopsida; Asterales; Asteraceae. Gene Ontology annotation, biological process: transcription by RNA polymerase II; nucleotide-excision repair; positive regulation of mitotic recombination. Bases 127 to 2385 code for a protein of 752 amino acids. The record is from RefSeq and is a predicted model, not a curated record. The transcript is spliced from 12 exons. Gene Ontology annotation, cellular component: nucleus.